Nezara viridula (southern green stink bug) is the source of this 1221-nucleotide messenger RNA. Lineage: Eukaryota; Metazoa; Arthropoda; Insecta; Hemiptera; Pentatomidae. The record is from the annotation of a GenBank genome assembly.
AUGUUCGAAAGCUUUGUUUCUAAUAUCAAAUCACAAUCUAACAGACUGACAAAUUCACUUUCUAUGGAAAAUUUCAAACUCAAAGCCUCCGAAACAAUUGACAAUCUCAAGUCCAACCUUACUGACACAACUAAUAGUAUUUCUUUGUAUUUCAAUGAUGUACAACCCAGAAAAGGUCCGUCCAAAACCAUAUCCACCCCCAAUUUAAAUAAGUUUUGUAAUGAUAAGACAAAUCUGAAAUGGCCAGUACUUGUUGACAAUAAAAUGGUUUGGAUUGAUUAUGAAACAUAUCAGAAUGAAUUGGCUGAAGAUGAUGAAGAGCCUGAUAUCAUAGAUAGAUUUGUUAGAGUCAUAUCAGUGAAUGAUGAUGAACGUAUCAAUUGUAAUAGGCGAAAUGAUAGAGAAGAAAUACGCAGAAGGCUUGCUGCCGGGUGUGAUUCAGAAGAUUAUUACGGUAGUGACAAACCCGGCAAGAAACCGAGCCUUCAAGCUAGGCUUCAGAGUGGUAUGAACCUUCAGAUAUGCUUUAUGAAUGAAACAAGUUCUGACACUGAAUCGCCGAGUUCUGAAAGUGCACCACCAGCAACAUCUCAGAUAUCACCUCCUGUGAAAAGCAACAAGUCUCCACCGGAACCACCAAAGUCACUUAAUCUACCUAGUGUUGGUCGAACUAGAAAUAUCAACGCCAGUAGCCAUUCAGGUCCUCAGAGUCUGAAAACUGUCAGUGGAUUCUUCCAAAGUGACACAGGUGACUUCUUCAGCCGUCAAGCUAGACUUCAGACCGAAGCGAGGCUCGCCCUUUCGCAGGCAAAGGAGCGGGCAAGGAUGCAGAUGGAAGCUGAAAGAUGUCGCUCACAAACUAGCCCAAUCACUCAGAUGCUCCGAGAGAGCCUAAACAAAGUUGGAAUCAAAUUCCCCGAAGACAGAAGGAGGCUUAGUCGCCAAAUGUUGACUGAUAUGAAUGUUGCACAAUUGCAGGUUAUAGUAAAUGAUCUUCAUACUCAAAUAGAGAUUCUGAAUGAGAGUCUUGUUAAAUUCUUGAUGGAAAGGGAUGAACUGCACAUGUCCCAAGACUCGAUGCUUGUCGACAUUGAAGAUAUUACUAGAUACUUGGGUGCAAAAGAAAGCAGCCUGAAAGAAGACAUAGUCAAAAACAAUAACCUGGCCCCGCAGCAAUCCAGGCCUGUCAUUACCAGGUUGGUCAGCCUCGGGAAGAAAUAA